CUCUGUUACAACAUGGCCGAUCAAGUAGAAGAUUCUUGUCUCUCUAGUUAUGAUCAUUUUUUUCGGCCCGAUCUCUUGGCUGGGAAAGUUGCUUUUAUAACUGGCGGAGGCUCUGGAAUUGGGUUUACUAUUGCGGAGAUUUUUAUGAGACAUGGAUGCACAGCUGUUAUUGGGAGCAGAAAACUUGCAAGAGUUCAAAAGGCAGCAGAUAAACUAGAGAAGGCUACUUCACAAAAAUGCUUUCCUUUACAAAUGGACGUGAGGAAGGUUGACCAAGUUGAAGCUGCUGUUAAACUUAUCUUACAAAAAUUCAAGAAAAUAGACAUCGUCGUAAACAAUGCUGCCGGCAAUUUCUUGUGUCCUGCUAAUAAACUGUCAUACAAUGGGAUGAAAACUGUAUUUGAAAUUGAUACCUUUGGUACAUUCAAUGUCAGCAAGGCAGUUUACAACUCAUGGUUUAAGGAUCAUGGUGGAAGCGUUGUGAAUAUAACUGCAACACUACACCACGCGGCUACACCUUUUCAAUGUCAUGCAGGCUCGGCAAAGGCAGCUAUUGAGGCUAUGACUCGUCACUUAGCAGUGGAAUGGGGGCCUGAUGGAGUGAGGUUAAACUGUGUCGCUCCUGGUGCCAUUAAAGAUACUGUUGGAUUUUCAAAAUUAGGUGGUCCGCAAUUAGUUGGAGAAACAUCGUUAGGAAAAAUUCCACUUGAGAGAGUAGGUACUCGCCGUGACGUAGCAGAUGCCGUGCUGUAUCUGGGAAGCAAUGCGUCAUCUUAUGUGACUGGGACGACGCUAGUGGUAGAUGGUGGAAGCUGGAUGUCAGGUGCUACGGUGUUAAACGACAUGAAGAAAAUGAUGAGCAAAUUAUGAUAAAGCAACAAUAACCCUUGAAUUUGCAAUUGCCUCUCACUUCUCCCAUUCAUUCAUCCAAGAGUUCCCUGCCUUCGAGGGAGAUACUGCUAGCAGGGAACCAAGAGACCAUAAAUAUGCUCACUUGAUUCAUCUCGUCAAAUCAAAUACCCUGAUUUAUGCUUUUCCAUGUCGUGCCUAGGCUCACAGAGGCUUCAAGUGAUUUGUACAUAGAUUCCUAUGGUUUUCCAGAGAUAUCAAUGGUGUAUAAUCAUGAAGUACAAUUUUAUGCAUGUCUGAAUAAAUUAACGUUUAUAUUUAAUAUA
Messenger RNA from Actinia tenebrosa (Australian red waratah sea anemone), 1175 nucleotides. Its product is annotated as peroxisomal 2,4-dienoyl-CoA reductase [(3E)-enoyl-CoA-producing]. Gene Ontology annotation, molecular function: 2,4-dienoyl-CoA reductase (NADPH) activity. Gene Ontology annotation, biological process: fatty acid catabolic process. Gene Ontology annotation, cellular component: peroxisome. NCBI's taxonomy places the organism in Eukaryota, Metazoa, Cnidaria, Anthozoa, Actiniaria, Actiniidae. The record is from RefSeq and is a predicted model, not a curated record.